This is a messenger RNA of Thyridium curvatum, 3264 nucleotides long. RefSeq lists its product as uncharacterized. The record is from RefSeq and is a predicted model, not a curated record. Lineage: Eukaryota; Fungi; Ascomycota; Sordariomycetes; Thyridiales; Thyridiaceae. The transcript has 6 exons. The coding region runs from base 1 to 3264 and encodes 1087 amino acids.
AUGGAGGUCGUCAUACCGCCGAGGGAUCACGGCCCGACGACUUACAAGUAUGAGUGGGACGAGAAUGGCGAGGUCAUCAGUACGCAGAGAAUCACCGACCCAGCGGCGCCGCCGCCGCCGACGACGGAGCCGUCGGCCAGCCGCAGGGGCAGGGCUCGGCAGACGGUCAUGUGGCCCUUCCAGGGCAGCGUGGCGACCGACUCGAUGAUAUCGAGCCCGCUCGCGGCGCACUUCCCCUCCUUCCGGCGGGCGACGUGGCAGGCGCGGGGCCUGAUGGGCAGGGCGUCGGCGGCCGAGACGGAUAGCACGCUGAUCCCCGACUACGUCGUCAACUACAUCCGCGGCGAGACGCCCGAGACGGUGGCGCGGCGCAAGCGCAACGGCGGCAAGCUCGCGGAGCGCGACGUCGACAUCGAGCACCAGCACAAGCCGCAGCGGUCGCAGGCUGCGCUGCGCGAGUUCUACGACGGCGCGGGCGGCGGCGCAGGCGGGUCGGGAGGGGGUGGUGGUGCUGGUUAUCAUCGCGGCUCCGGGGUGUCCGGGUCCAGCUCCGAGAUCGAGCGGGUCAUGCUGGCCCACGUCGGCGACGGGGAGAAGCCGGUGCACAGGCCGCCGAGGCGGUUCGCGCACGGCUGGCGGGGCGGCGUCGCCCUGAAUGCGAUCCUCGGGUUCCUGGUGCUGCUCGUCGGCAUCAUAUGUCUGGUGCUGGCCGUCGUGCAGACGCGCGCGUUUGCGGGCGAGACCAAGGUCAUGACCGGGUCCUGCGCGAGCGUCGACGGGCUGAACCGCGGCCUGCACGUCAUCAUCAGCGUCUUGGUGCUCGUCGUCGUGGCCGGGGCCAGCUACGUCUUCCAGGUGCUCACCAGCCCGACCCGCCCCGAGCUGGCGGCGGCGCACGAGCGGAAGCGGUGGCUCGACGUCGGCAUCCCGUCGCUGAGGAACCUGGGCGCCAUCUCUACCGUCAGGUCGAUCCUGGCCUUGACUGUCGUGGCGGCCGCCGUCGCCACGCAGGUAAUUUAUAACUCCGUAAUCUUUACUACCAAGGUCGGCGCCGACCCCCGGCUCGUCUUUGUCACACAGUCGUUCCUCACCGGCGAGACGUUCAGCAACGCGACGAGCAACAAUGCCGCUGGCCUCAGCCGGAUCGACAUUCUCAACCUGCAAAAGAUGGCCGGCUCGAAAGUACUGGUCAACAUGACGAUCGAAGAGUGCAUGGACGAGUUUGACGGGGCAUUCAAUGCCGAGUUCACUGCAGCACUCUUUGUUACCGAUAUCGUGGCCCCCUCGAGUUCAGUGCUGCAGACUACCACCCAGGCGUCCCUCCUCUCUCUUGGAGCCGCCAGCGAGGGCAGGGAUUCCAUCAUCGCUGCUCGCGCAGCCACGCAGUUCUGUCUCGCUCAACGGGAUCUCGACGGUCACACCUGCGAUCUAUCUCUCAACGGCUCCCUUUUGGCAGUCGUUGUUCUACUCAACAUCAUCACUAUUCUGGCGACGACUGCGAUCUUGUUCAGAUCGUCGUUCAGACCGCUCGUUACCAUCGGCGACGCUAUCGCCUCUUUCCUCGAGGACCCCGACCACACCACCGAGGGGUCCUGUCUCAUGACCAAGGCCGACGUCCUGCAGAAUCGCUGGGGACUAGGCGAAGCCAAGCACUGGCAAUCUAGGCGGCACUUUUGGUUUCGCUCUGCUUCUGUCCUCCGGUGGCUCUCGUGGGGUGUGGUGUGGCUGUUACGGCAGACUGCUGCCGUUCGGCGAGGUCUCGCCGCACAGCGUCUACCUCCUCCCAUCGUCACUGCCAAAGCCCGCAGUAGCUAUGAUCGCCAGCCUGCCCCAAGUCCUCCUAGCGACGCUGUACUUCACGACAAACAGCCUCCUGACGAGCCUCUUCCUCAGCCACGAAUUCUCACAGUACGCUCUCGGCGGGAGCAGGCCGCUGCGGGUGUCGGCCGGGCCCCGCGGGGCGCAGACGACGUCCCUGUACCUGACCCUCCCGCGCGUGUACAGCUGGGCCCUCGCCGUGCUGUUCGUGGUCCUCGCCUUCAUGCUGAGCCAGGGCGUGGCGGCCGUGGGCAUCGACACCGGCGUCAGGAACCAGCCCGCAGCAGCAGCAGCAGCAGCAGGAGUCGCGCUGGACGGCACGGCGCUGCUGGUCCUCGUCGUGCUCCUCGCGGCGCUGGCGCUCUCCGUGGUCGCGGGGCUGGGCUUGCGCACGGCGCCGGCCAUGGUCGCCGCCAACGGCGAGGCGGCGGGCAACCCGCUCGCGCUGGGGGGCGGCAGCUGCAGCGCCGUCGUGGCGGCGCGGUGCCAGGAGGUGCCUGGGGAGAGGGGGCAGGCGUGGACGAGGCCGGUCGCCUGGGGCGUGGUGAUGGAAGGGGCGGCGUCGGUGGGCGGCAGCAGCGGCAAGUGCGGGUUUUCUGCGGGCAGAGUCGGGCAGCUGGAUCUGGGGAGGACCUAUGGAUGAAAAUCAUUGGAACUGGCUGGGGAAAUGCGGAUGGAGGGGCACGAGACUCUAUAUACUGUCAACAAGAUGCCCUCAAGAAGAAUCCCAAUCCAGCCUCUCAUCUUCGUCGUAGGCGAGUUUCCCACGCCCCUUGCUCGAUAUUCCCUCCCCCUGCAGAACUGACCAGAUGGGACGUUGAAGGCCUCCCUGGUUCCGGGAAGCGAAAGCUAUGCAAGCGGCUCGAGGCCGACUACGGCUUCGUGCAUAUUGCGAUCGACGCACAUCUGCAAGAGCUCAUCCUGGAGGCGGCGAGAUAUCCACCAGACAUGAGGACCGCCGACGAGAACUUGAUUCAACUUUACUGCGACAGAGGAGACCAGCUCCCACGCACCCUCCUCUUCGAUAAGAUGUAUCCCAUCAUCCGCAGGGAGCGCCACUCGGGCCAUGCUAUCCUCUUGGACAACUUCCCCAGCCAGAUACAAGAGGCGGGUCUCUUCGAGGCGAUGACUGGGCCGCCGGACCAAGUCCUCUUCUUUGACUGUCCGAAGGAUACUGCCAAGGAACGCUUCAUGUCGUGGAAUACGAGAGAAGGGGACACUGCUCCAGCAUUUUUUGAACGUAUAUAUGAGAGCUUCACAAAGUGCAACCCUGAAAUCGUGGCAGAGUAUGAGCGCAAAGGGUUAUUGACCAAGAUUGACACAAGCGACUUUAAUGCUUCGUAUGGUCAUCUCAAGGACGCCUUGGAGAAAACCGGCUGCAUGCCCAAGAAGGGGAUUUGGUUCCCCUCGCUGCUAGAUUCACCCGACCCAGAGGAUCCAGAAUAA